AUGGCAACAAUCAAAGAAAUAAGAAAUAAAUUAGAAAAUGCAGAGGAGCAAAAAAAAGAAGCGAAGGGGGAGUUAGAGAGACUGAAGAAAUUGAAAAGAGGUGCAAAGGAGAAAUAUGUUGUUCACCUUUCAUCACUCAAAGACGUUAUGAACAUGAUUUUGUCAAAUUUUAGUACUUUAAAGAAAUCCUCUGAAAUUGCUGAAGCUAAAGUCAUUUCACUAAAAGGCCACAACUUCUCUAACGAUUUGGAAAAAAUUCAAAAUAAUAUUGAGAAUUCAAAGAAAUAUGAAUGGGGGAGACCCCUGAGGUCAAGUCAGAUUUCAGAAUUCUUGAAAACUCAUUAUGGGAAAGAGUUGUUUGAAGAAGUAAAGCAAAAAAUAUUAAUCAUUGAACAAUUAAUUUCAUUUCAAUAUAUUUUUCUUAAUUUCAGUAAUGAUAUUCAAUUGGAUGGAAGUGAUAGCGAACUAUUAAUAGAAAUACUUGUUAUUUAUCAUAAUGAACUUGUUGAAGUCAUCAUUUAUCGAUGUUUUGCAGUAAUUCCAUCAAUGAAGUCAGACCUUCUCUUAGUCAAAUAUUCUGAUACUCUGGAGUCUUUAAAGCGUGAUCAACAUUUGAUUCUGAUAAAUUAUGCUGAAAAUGACAAUCAUGUCUUGAUUACAUUACUCCCUAUUUUUAUUUAUCUUUAUAUUCAAACUCUCAAACCAUUUGUAGUAGCAGGCAAGUUGAGAAUGUCAUUCUUGCCAGGAUGGAGAAUGGAAUGGUAUGAUUUUGAAAUACUUGUUGCAGAAUAUGUGGCAUUUCGUAUUAGAGUUUUCCUCUACUUUAGGUAUAAGAAGGUGGCUUUUAAAAAUAUCUUUCAGAAUGCUUAUGAUGACAAGAUGUCCUUGGAGACAAAAGUUGAACUCAAAGAAAUUACUGUUCAUCAACUCUGUAAUAAGUUUCUAGCCACUUACCCUAUUACUAAUAAGCAAGGUAAAAUUGUGAACUUCAAGUUAGGUGUGAUUGUGAAUGAAAAUAAAAUAUCAUUUGCUGAUUCUUUUCUUGUUUUUGUAAACAUUGGCUAUUUUGAGAAGACUGAUAUGAAGAAAGAACAUAACAAAAAUGUGGCUGCAGUUCAGAGCACAUAUUAUAAUUUUGGCAUUAAUAACUAUAAUGUUAUUAUAGUAUUUAUAUCAUCUGCUGAUUUCAAGAAAGAUAUUAGUGGCUAUUGUGAAGAAUCUCUACCAAACUGUCUUAUUAUAUAUUGGCAUAACUUUGAAGACUUCUUUGGACAUGUCCUCAGUUGCCAUGCUGCUAUGCAAAUUUCUAGAGAAUGUAAUCCAAAUUUUACUCCUCCAGAUCGCUGGUUAUCAGUUUCAACAAAAAUACCGCCUUUAUGUUCACCACAAGAUAUGUUUAAUGCUGACCCAUGGUUUAACAACUACAAGGAUGAUAUUAACAAUAUGACAUAUUCAUUGUACACUGAUACCAUUGAGCUUGCAAACUUUAAUAAGAAACGCCAGCUUAGUUAUUAUGAUGAAGUUCUGCAAUUGUAG
Molecule: messenger RNA, 1536 nt
Organism: Funneliformis caledonium
Lineage: Eukaryota; Fungi; Glomeromycota; Glomeromycetes; Glomerales; Glomeraceae
Source: the annotation of a GenBank genome assembly